UAAAAAAAAGGGGCAAUACCGUUUACAUACACCGCGUCAUACUCUCGCACUCCCCUCAGCAACAAAGACAUACCUCACCCUCUCUCCCUCUCGUCCAAAAAAAAGGUGGGGAUAAAACUGUAAAGUCCAAGACGUCAGUUCCACUCGUAUUGCCGUGUACACUUCAUGUUGAAUGUUUGCUCGUUAAAUACGAAAGUGAUAUUUUCCCCAAAAACUCGUGCCACAAAUCAACAAAUAAAAUAAUAUUUAAAUAAUAUUUAAAUAUCAUUAAAUUGUAGAGUGAGAAUAAAAAAUAGACACAUUCACCAUGAAAAUUUCUGACCGAUUUAUCGUGACAACUUCAUUUUAAUGGUGUAUGUCAUGGACACCAGUUGAUUCAUAUGAGUGAGAAAACCAAGAACAAUAAAAAUAGAAAAUUCUGCAGAGCUAGGCUGUUCUGUUCUCCUGGAAAGACAAAGAAACCUCGAUUCAACCAUUUUUCGUCAUUUGUUGACUCACCUAUCCCUGUUUCGUUGCAGCAGUGACAUUUUUAACACUACGCGUGCGUAGAUUUUCGAAAAUAUAUUUAAAAACCCAAUCGUCUGUCGUCUAGUUGUCAAUGAGUGGAGUGAAUUAGUGGGGCAAUUGUUGGAUUAUAAUCAUGGGGAAGCCAUGUGUUUUGCUGUUCUACUUGGCACUGAUGGUGGUGGCAUGGGCAUCGAAAGAUGAUUUUUCCAACAUCGACAAGCUCAGGAAUGAUCUUCUGGAGAUGAGGGAUAGCUCUGGGAAUCACAGGGCAGGUCGUAGGGCUGGUGAUGACACCUACAUGAGUCUCAUUCAGGCAUAUGAUGAGUUUGGAACGAAAAUGGAUGAGCAGUCACCAUCCACUGGGAACAGACACUUCAAUUCGCUGAAUUCCCUCUGGCUGUGGGCCAGGAUUCAAUCUGAAAUGAGGAGUGUUAAUGGAUUGUACUCCAGGUUUAGGGAGAAGUUGCAUCAGGCUGUUAUGGAUGGACAGGUCAUCAAUAUUCAGGAUUGGGUCGAUUUUGCUGACAUUAUUCUCAACGAUCCAAAUUUCGCUGUGCCAGUUACACUCGAACGUGUAUCCGAUGUUAUUAUUAAGCAGAAUUUAUUUAUUGCUGCGUAUGAGGAGGCAUCAGCGCAAAUUUGUAAUGAACAACAGUCCCCCCAGCAGCUGCUAUACAAUUUAUACUCGACAAUUGCUCUAGCUGAGGUAAAAGGAUAUGCCAUGAUGCAGUUCUCUUACACACUUCUGCGCUUAUAUAAGAAUGGAACUUUUGAAGAGGAGUCGAAAAAGAUGGCGAGGGAUUACGCUACGAGAACUUCAGAGAGUUUACGAGCUGUGCGCAUUGCUAUGGCUUUUGCACCCCGAGAUUUCUGGCGAUGCGAUCCCAAUGUCCAUAAAGAAGGCACAACAUAUGCAGAAUUGAAGCAACUCUUCCAAGGAUAUAUAGUCAAUGAAGUGGAUCUUAAUCCGUCGUCAACUUGUCGUGAAAACUGUGGCUUUUAUUCUUACGCCAGGGUCCACGGAUGCUACGACAAUUUGUACUGUUCCCAACAGAGGAAGUGUAAUGGAAAAGUUGUCAAUUGUCAAUAUUUUGACUCAGAUAUGUGGAUUUGUCCUUCAGUGAAAGGCAGCAAUAGAAGAUACGAAUACAUCGAGUACGAGAAUGGAAAUUUAUUCGGGAACAAGGGAACGUGUAAACGUCCCACAACGAAGGUGGAUAGCUGGUGGCGUUGGUUAUUCUGGCACUGCAGCUAUUGCAUGUGCUUCUGCGACGAUCACAACUCAAGUUCAGAACGUUAUUUCAAUCUGCGGGACAUUACAUCGGAUGCUGUCAACAACAAGGUUGUAACUGGAUUAAAAUUGACCAAAGCGAAUGGAAUAAUUCAUAUGCAAAUUCAGCAAGGGGUUUUGGGACCUCGUGGUGAUAUUGAUGAGUCGACUGUCGAUUGGAAACCAGUGGAUAAUUUCACUAUUUUGGAUCGAAAUGUUGUCAAUGGCAGGGAUUUUCAUACACUGUCGUGGGAAAAGAGGGCUAUUGAUCUCGAUGAUCUAUUCGCACCUGAGAGUCAUGUUCUAACUGGUGUCAGGUGGAGAAUGGUCGGAGCUCACUUGAAUUUUGAAAUUCGGGUCACACCAUUUAAUUUCACAUCUGGACAGUUGAUCAAGCCGACAGACAAGAGUAGAUGGAUCAGCAAUGAUAAGACUGACGUCAAUGAUCCCCACGACAACGACAGGAGGACUGAAUUGAAAUUGAAUAAGCCGGACAUUCCAACUCGCAUUACAGCCCCGAAUUUCCCAGACUCGAAAUCCAAUCAAUUCCUCAAUUUCGGUCCGACUGAUUUAGGAAAAGAUGCAGGACAAACAACGGUACCUUUCUUGGAUAUUCAACCAGUGGUAACAAAUCCCCCUUUCCCUCUGGCAGGUGCUGGAGUCUUCCACAAGGGUCGUGAUGGAAGUGGUGGUUACAUAGCAGUAAAGGUCAUAACGUAUAACUUUACGGAUCAUCUUCGUACUGAUCUGCCAUCAACACCACCCCUUCUGGGGCUCAAUGACAUUCCAGUGUUCUAAAUCAAUCGAGAAUCAUUUGAAAAUGCUGAAGAAGAGCCAUUCGAACCAAAAGAUAGAGCUAAUGGUGAUAAUAGAUUUCAUAAUGAUUUAAUUAGCCUUCAUUGAGAGAAUCGGAAUUAAUGGCGAUUAUUCAGCAGAUUAUUUGGGAGGUUUGUGAAGAAAUGAAUCGAAAUAUUUUUCAGUAUUUUUCAGUAAAUUCGUGAGGUUUAAAAUUUUUCUGUCAAGUGGUAAACUUGAAAAACUUGAACGGCUCGAAAAACAAUAUAUAAUUAAGAAUAUUAAGAGAUCUUUUACGCACUAGCAAGAAUUUUUCAAAAUAAAGUCUCCUGACUAGUCAUAAAAAAACGAAAUAAUGUUUAUUCAAUUAAUUGAAUUAGAUCGUGUUUGUUUAUCUGAAAUUGAUUGAUGGACGGAGCGAGAUCAGGGACUAAACUCGAAAGAACACGGAAAAUGUCUUUGUGAAAUUAUUCUGAAACCAUUUUUUCUAGAUUCUUUCUAUUUACAACUUCAUAAUUCUAAUGAUCUGAGUAUUUGUUAUGCCAGACUUCACGUUUCACUUCUACGUGACUCUCCAUUUUUUCCUUAUCAACCUGUACGUAAUAUUCUAUUCCAUUAGUUAGAAAAAAAAAAUG
Molecule: messenger RNA, 3207 nt
Organism: Fopius arisanus
Lineage: Eukaryota; Metazoa; Arthropoda; Insecta; Hymenoptera; Braconidae
Gene: orion
Product: orion
Exons: 7
Coding region: 641-2575 (644 amino acids)
Source: RefSeq, a predicted model, not a curated record